This is a messenger RNA of Calidris pugnax (ruff), 595 nucleotides long. RefSeq names its product maltase-glucoamylase, intestinal-like. The annotation marks the transcript as partial. Gene Ontology annotation, molecular function: carbohydrate binding; alpha-1,4-glucosidase activity. NCBI's taxonomy places the organism in Eukaryota, Metazoa, Chordata, Aves, Charadriiformes, Scolopacidae. The transcript has 6 exons. Gene Ontology annotation, biological process: carbohydrate metabolic process. The record is from RefSeq and is a predicted model, not a curated record.
AUGGCGAGGAGGUCCCACAGGGUCCCAUCCAGGUGGAGGUUGAAGAUCACGGACCCCGAGAAGCAGAGGUUCGAGGUCCCCCAUGAGCACGUGGGACCUUUCAGUGGCCCCGCGGCCUCCAACCGGAAAUACCAAGUGGAGAUCCAGCAGGAGCCCUUCGGCAUCAAGGUGACCCGCGCCAGCAACGGAAAAGUUUUGUUCGACUCCACCAUCGGGCCCCUGAUCUUCUCGGAGCAGUUCCUGCAGCUCUCCAUCCGCCUCCCCAGCUCCAACGUCUACGGGGUGGGGGAGCAGGUCCACAAGCGCUUCCAGCACGACCUCAACUGGAGGACCUGGCCCAUGCUCAGCCGCGACACCGCCCCUUCCGGGAACGUGGAGAAUUUGUACGGCGUCCAGACCUUCUUCUUGUGUUUGGAAGACAAGUCUGGGGCCUCUUUUGGGGUUUUCUUGAUGAACAGCAACCCUAUGGGUAAGGACGGCGUCUCCUUAAAUAUUAACGUGGAGAAUUUGUACGGCGUCCAGACCUUCUUCUUGUGUUUGGAAGACAAGUCCGGGGCCUCUUUUGGGGUUUUCUUGAUGAACAGCAACCCUAUGG